AUGCUCUUGUUGCAGAAGAUCACGGCCCUGGUUGGGUGGACCGUCGCCCUCGUCCUCUCCCUGUUGGUUGAGUCCUGUCGUCCACAGAAGCUCAACGUCCACUGGGGUCCUCAGUCCAUGAUGUACUUGAAGGGAAAACAUGGCAGGAGGUUCGUGUCGGAGGACGACCGCGGCGUCCUGACGCAGGGUCUGCAGGGCUGGUACGCGCUGCUCAGAGGAACCCUAAAGCUGCAGGCCCCGGACAUCAGUAAACGCAGACACAUUGUGAGGUCAGAGAAGGUCCUCAUCCACUACCUCCAGGAGCGAUGAGACACCCAGAGUCCCACCGUGUCCACCUGGGACACACACAACUUACACCACAGCGGUUCUAUCAGGUGUGACAGGUGGAGGUGGAGGGUGGUGCCAAAGGGAACACCAGCGGCUUGUUGUCUCGCUCAUUGUACAGAAGAACCUAAAUGCUUUGAAUAAAUGUUGGGAGAUGGUCUGUAAACGUUUCCGGUCUUGACCUCUACGGCUGCCGUGUGUCCUCAUGACCACUAGAGGGGGUCGUUUGAUCGCAGAACACCUGAUGGUGCUUUUAUCCUCACAAAGGUGUAGAUUUUCUCUUUAUUCUUCCCCACAUCACUUCAGUCCACUAACCCACCCGAUAAGGUGAUGAACCAGAUGUGCACGUCUGUAUAUAAGGAUGUGAAAUAUGCACAAACAGAGAGAUGAACCCUUCAUUCAUAAGUUGUUGUGGAGGGAAGCUCGCUGGACGCCAACAGCCGGCGUUAUUUGCAUCCUGAGCGCGGCGUCCUCGAUGAUGAGCCUCUGUCAUCCCCUCGGAUCUCAACUGUGGAGCCAAGCUGAGCAAACGUCAUUUAGUGAAUGAAGCAUCAUAAGACACACGGCGUGAUGUAUGUUUUUUUUGUACAUUUGUUGUAAUUGUUUCACAACCUUUAUGGUGAAUCGGCAAAAUAAUUAGAAUCUCUGUGUGUAAGAAGCCAACAAAAUGCCCUUGUUGCAUCAAAUACCUCAAGUGGUGCUUUUUUAAACUUAAAUUAAAUGCAAAGCACUAGAUUGAA
This is a messenger RNA of Gasterosteus aculeatus aculeatus (three-spined stickleback), 1064 nucleotides long. NCBI's taxonomy places the organism in Eukaryota, Metazoa, Chordata, Actinopteri, Perciformes, Gasterosteidae. The record is from RefSeq and is a predicted model, not a curated record.